CUCAGGGAGCCUUCAGCUGGCCCAACACACACCUGGACGGGGUAUAAAAGGCCCACAGCCCUGAGCCAUGCUCACACACUCACUCACUCACUCACACACACUCACAUCCUCACCCUCCUCCAGCCCCACCACCUCCACCAUGGCUUCCUCUGCCUUGUCUGUCUGCUCCAGUGACCUGAGCUACGGCAGCCGGGUCUGCCUGCCCGGGUCCUGUGACUCCCGCACCGGCUCCUCCUGGCAGGUGGACCACUGUCCAGAGAGCUGCUGCGAGCCCCCCUGCUGUGCCCCCAGCUGCUGCGCCCCGGCCCCCCGCCUGACCCUCCUCUGCGCCCCAGUGAGCUGCGAGUCCAGCCCCUGCUGCCAGCCAGCCUGCAGCAGCUCCUGCCUGGCCUCGUCCUGCCAGCAGUCUAGCUGCCAGCCCUCCUGCUGCACCUCCUCCCCCUGCCAGCAGGCCUGCUCUGAGCCCGUCUGCUGCAGGCCCGUCUGCUGCACACCUCUCUCCUGCAGGCCCGUCUGCUGCACCCCUGUCUGCUGCAGGCCCGUCUGCUGCACACCUCUCUCCUGCAGGCCCGUCUGCUGCACACCUGUCUGCUGCAGGCCCGUCUGCUGCACACCUGUCUGCUGCAGGCCGGUCUGCUGUGAGGCCUCCCCCUGUUCUACCUCCUCAUGUUGCCAGCAGUCAAGCUGCCAGCCCUCCUGCUGCACCUCCUCCCCCUGCCAGCAGGCCUGCAGUGAGCCCGUCUGCUGCACCCCUGUCUGCUGCAGGGGCGUCUGCUGCAGGCCUGUCUGCUGCACACCUGUCUGCUGCAGGCCCGUGUGCUGUGAGGCCUCCCCCUGCUCAGCCCCCUCAUCCUGCUGCAGACCCUCCACCUCUGUGUCCCUCCUCUGCCGCCCCGUGUGCCGCCCUGCAUGCUGUGUGCCCAAGUCCUCCUGCCAGCCCAACUGUUGCAGCCUGGCCUCCUCCGUGUCCCUCCUCUGCAGGCCCACAUGCUCCCGCCCGGCCUGCUGCAUCCCAACCUCGGCCCCGGAGCCCUGCUGCUGACCUGGCAUGUCACCCCAGAGCCAGCCAAGCUCAGGUUACACCUAUGACUUGGUCCUCUGUCCUGACCUGGGCUGGGUGGUUGCCCUCACUCAGGACAGGGUCCCCGAUGUCUCCACUGUCCUGACUGACUGACCUCUCACGACUGCCCCAGGAGCCCCGACCUCACAGCUCCCUGGGGCUUCUGCCUCCCAGGAGUCACUUCCAGCUGUCUCUGGGUCACCUGCCCCCCUACCCCUCCAGAUCCUCUAGCUGGGUCACUUGGCCUGGACUUCCAACCAGUCAGCACCCCAUCAGGCACCUGGAUAAAUAAACUCACGUCAUCACCUGA
Molecule: messenger RNA, 1370 nt
Organism: Bubalus bubalis (water buffalo)
Lineage: Eukaryota; Metazoa; Chordata; Mammalia; Artiodactyla; Bovidae
Product: keratin-associated protein 10-11-like
Exons: 1
Coding region: 68-1042 (324 amino acids)
Cellular component (GO): keratin filament
Source: RefSeq, a predicted model, not a curated record